Molecule: messenger RNA, 1347 nt
Organism: Paraphaeosphaeria sporulosa
Lineage: Eukaryota; Fungi; Ascomycota; Dothideomycetes; Pleosporales; Didymosphaeriaceae
Exons: 1
Coding region: 151-1260 (369 amino acids)
Biological process (GO): D-serine catabolic process
Molecular function (GO): D-serine ammonia-lyase activity
Source: RefSeq, a predicted model, not a curated record
CGACGUUUCACUUUGUUGUGCAGUGGAUACCUACGUUCGUUUUAUGCGACAAGAGCCCCAAGUAUACUAGAAGGUCUCUGGAAAUUUUCAAACGCAGAAUCCGCCUCUACCUUUACUAAUUCUCUUACAUCCUACUCCAAACACGUCAACAUGGUUGUCAAAGCUCCAAAGGUGGGAGACCACAUCUCCACUCUUGACACGCCUUCGAUGAUCGUUGAUUUGGACGUCAUGGAAGCAAACAUUGCAAAGUUAUUCAAGCAACUACUGCCAACCGGCAUCAACAUCCGCCCGCACUCGAAGACCACAAAAUCUGCCAUUCUUGCCCAGAAGCUCGUCGAUGCUGGAGCCAAAGGCGGGUGCGUUGCCAAGCUCAGUGAGGCUGAGGUCAUGUGCGAGAAAGGGUUCACCGAUCUACUGAUUACGUGCGAGAUUAUCGGUGCGCCUAAAGUCCAGCGCUUGGUCGAGUUGUUUCGCAAAUACAAGAGCAUUAGGAUCGUGGUAGACAGUGAAGUGGGCGCCAGAGCGAUAGACGAUGCGCUAGGGAAGAGCGGUAUCGAGGAAUCGAUUACAACAUUGAUCGAUCUCGACGUAGGAUUACAUCGGACGGGCGUACAACCAGGAGAGCCGGCACUAGAACUUGCGAACGUCGUGCAAAGCUGCAAACAUCUCAACCUGAUUGGUGUACAAGGGUACGAGGGUCAUUUGCAACAUUUGCACGGUCAUGAAGAGAGGAAACAGGAGUGCUUGAAGUCAAUGGCGAUCCUCACCCAGACGGCCGAAGCAUUGCGCAAAGCCGGUCACAAUAUCGAGGUCGUGACCACCGGUGGAACCGGCACGGCAGAGUUCUGCGUUACGGUUCCGGGUGUUACCGAAGUGCAACCGGGAUCCUUCCUCUUCAUGGAUACCGACUACCGUAAUGCUGUCGGUUCCUUUUACCAACACAGUCUCUUCAUUCUGUCCACCAUCCUCAGCAAGCAAGGACCUAAAAUCAUCACAAUCGAUGCAGGACUGAAGUCUCUAACAACAGACAGUGGAUUCGCUGAGUGCAAGACGUUGGGUUAUACGUACGGUGUCCUUGGAGAUGAGCAUGGAUCAUUGAGCUGGGAGGAUGACGCGCUAGAGCUCAAAAUUGGAGACCGCGUCGAGAUGGUCCCUAGCCAUAUCGAUCCGACCAUCAACCUCCACGAUUUCUAUUACGCGCACCGGAAGGGUGUCAUCGAGGAGAUAUGGCCGGUUGAUGCAAGAGGAAAAGUGCAGUAGUGCGCGCGCGAACGAGGAUCCUAGCUUUGUUUAGACGAUCGUAGUUGAGCAAUUGCAAUGCCUCCUAAAGGAGACAAGGUCUAGCAG